Molecule: messenger RNA, 2945 nt
Organism: Durio zibethinus
Lineage: Eukaryota; Viridiplantae; Streptophyta; Magnoliopsida; Malvales; Malvaceae
Source: RefSeq, a predicted model, not a curated record
GUUAUAUUCUACUUGAACGUUUCCUUUGUUUCCAUUUUAUGAUUUGUGUUGAUUGUGAUUGAAUUUAUUCAUCUUAAACGAGGGGACUUAAAAAGAAUUGUUCCUUCUUUUAUGGUGUAACUGAGUUACUUUUAUGUUUAGAAAACAGUAAUUUUAAUUAGUGAAAAAUACAGCUUUUUUAUGCUUAUAUGGAAAACAGUGAUUUUGCUGUGAGUUUUCUGUUUGAAGCAGUGAAUUUUAUGUUUAUAGAAAGAAUAUAUUGCAGCCUGGAGAGUUUAAUUGUAUAAUUUGGUAGAUUUCCUGAUUUGGAAUUAUCUUUGUUUAUACAGGAGAGAAUUUAUAUAGAUGGCGACCAUACAAGAUAUAGGGGUUGCAGCAGCAAUUUAUCUGCUCAGUGCAUUUAUAUUCUUUCUAGCCUUUGCCAUAUUGAGGCUUCAACCUCUCAACGAUAGGUUUUAUUUUCCUAAAUGGUAUCUCAUGGACUUAAGAAGUACUCCUUCCAGGUCUGGAGCAUUUGUGAGGAAAUUUGUCAAUUUGGAUUUUCGUUCGUACUUAAGGUUCUUGAAUUGGAUGCCAGAGGCAGUGAAAAUGCCAGAACCUGAGCUUGUUAACCACGCUGGAUUGGAUUCAGUUGUUUAUUUGCGCAUUUACUUGAUAGGACUAAAGAUUUUUGUCCCUAUCGCGUUGCUUGCAUUGGCAGUUCUAGCUCCGGUUAAUUACACAAAUAAAACAUUGCAAUCGCGGCUGAAGAGUAUAACUUCUAGUGACAUUGAUAAGCUCUCAAUUUCAAACAUUCCACUUGGAUCAGAUAGGUUUUGGACUCAUAUUGCAAUGGCUUAUGCUUUUACCUUCUGGACAUGCUAUGUUUUGCAAAAGGAGUACGAGACAGUUGCAUCUAUGAGGUUGCUAUUUCUUGCAUCAGAAAGACGCCGGCCAGAUCAAUUUACUGUGCUUGUUAGGAAUGUACCACCAGAUCCUGAUGAAUCUGUUAGCGAGUCUGUGGAGCAUUUUUUCCUGGUCAAUCACCCGGAUAACUAUCUUACACAUCAGGUGGUAUACAAUGCAAACAAACUUGCUAAGUUGGUGGAGAAGAGGAAAAGUAAGCUGAAUUGGCUUGACUAUUACCAACUGAAGUUUUCCAGAAAUAAUGCAAAAAGGCCUUUUAUGAAGACUGGUUUUCUUGGACUUUGGGGUAAAAGAGUGGAUGCCAUUGAUGAUUACAUAUCUGAAAUUGAGAAGUUAUCCAAGGAAAUAGCUGAAGAGAGAGAGAGGGUAACAAAAGGUCCAGAAUCCAUAAUGUCAGCAGCAUUUGUUUCCUUUAAAUCUCGAUGGGGUGCAGCUGUUUGUGCUCAAACCCAACAAUCCAGGAAUCCAACUUUGUGGUUAACAGAGUGGGCGCCUGAGCCAUGUGAUGUAUAUUGGCAAAACCUGGCAAUUCCAUACGUCUCACUAGCAGUUAGGAGGCUGAUCAUGGCUGUAGCAUUCGUCUUCCUGACUUUAUUUUUCAUGAUCCCAAUUGCAUCUGUACAAGCUCUGGCCAGCAUUGAGGGCCUUGAGAGAGCAGCACCAUUCCUGAAGCCCCUAAUUGAAAUAAAAUUUGUUAAAUCAGUUAUCCAAGGUUUUCUACCCGGUAUUGUAUUGAAGCUCUUUCUCAGUUUUCUGCCAACAAUAUUGAUGAUUAUGUCCAAGUUUGAAGGAUGCACAUCACUAUCAUCUUUAGAGAGGAGAGCAGCAACUAGAUACUAUCUUUUCAAUUUCGUGAAUGUAUUCCUCGGCAGCAUAAUUGCUGGCACUGCACUGGAACAGUUAAAGUCAUUUAUUAAGCAAUCAGCAAAUGAAAUUCCUAAAACAAUUGGUGUUGCCAUAGCACUAAAGGCCACCUUUUUCAUUACUUAUAUCAUGGUUGAUGGAUGGGCUGGAAUAGCAGCAGAGAUUUUGAUGCUGAAACCGCUUAUACUUUACCACUUGAAGAGUUUUUUCUUUGUGAAAACCGAAGAGGAUAGAAAGGAGGCAAUGAAUCGAGGAAGUUUAGGCUUCAACACUGGAGAACCUCGUAUACAACUCUAUUUUCUACUUGGCCUGGUUUAUGCUUCUGUGACACCUAUUCUACUUCCUUUCAUUAUAGUUUACUUCGGGCUAGCUUAUGUUGUCUUCUGUCAUCAGAUCAUUAAUGUUUACAAUCAAGAGUAUGAGAGUGCUGCAGCAUUCUGGCCUGAUGUCCAUGGACGCAUUAUAACUGCAUUGGUUAUCUCGCAAGUUACUCUCAUUGGAUUAUUAAGUACAAAACGUGCUGCUCAGUCAACACCAGUUCUCAUUACUCUUUCUGUCCUCACAAUUUGGUUUCACUACAGAUUCUGCAAAGCCAGAUAUGAACCCUCUUUUGUUAGAUAUCCUUUACAGGAAGCAAUGAUGAAAGACACUCUGGAACGUGCAAUGGAGCCAAACCUCAAUUUGAAGCCCUAUCUUCAAAAUGCAUAUGUCCAUCCUGAUUUCAAAGGGGAUGAAGACUGGAAGGAGGAAUUUAACCUUAGGUUACAAGAAAAUGGGAGUGUGUUAGUACCCACAAGACGCCAAUCUCGAAGGAACACACCAGUGCCUAGCAGCAUCAGUGGUGCAUCCUCAUCAUCGUCGCCAGAUGCUAUUCCUGAACAUUCAGAGCCCUGAAUUAUAGGUACAACUGUGAGUUGUAUUGUCACUAUACUGUAUAUUUUGACUGUGGCUGAGCAACAUGAUGCAGUCUAAAGAGGGUGGCAAUGUAAAUUAAAUGAACAAAUAGUGGAAGAGGAGGCAGUCAAGAGACUCUGAGUAGAAAACAAGUUGUGAAUUUUGUGGCUGUUAAAAUAAAGAUUUAUAAGAGGAUGAUAGAGUAAAUAUUGUGCAAGAGUAUUUGCUUGAGAUUUCUUCUGAUUUGUUUCUAAAACAAAAAUAAUUGUUUCUUUUUUGCA